Molecule: messenger RNA, 1082 nt
Organism: Arabidopsis thaliana (thale cress)
Lineage: Eukaryota; Viridiplantae; Streptophyta; Magnoliopsida; Brassicales; Brassicaceae
Gene: GRP4
Product: glycine-rich RNA-binding protein 4
Exons: 5
Coding region: 339-749 (136 amino acids)
Biological process (GO): response to salt stress; regulation of defense response to virus; miRNA transport
Cellular component (GO): mitochondrion; extracellular region
Molecular function (GO): nucleic acid binding; miRNA binding; siRNA binding
Source: RefSeq, marked reviewed
CAAAGGUUGAACAAGUUAGAGAGAAGUCCGGGAACUAAAUACUCUACAUCAGCUACAUUCUAUAUUUGAUACACUUGCGCUUUUCCAGUGUGUUGACUUCUCUCAUUACUCAAUUCUAUUGGACAACUACGGUAGUAUACAGUAAUACGAUACACCUAGCCACAGGUGAUUAGUUUGAGCAAAACAAAAAUGAGAGUUUCUGAGCUCAGUAUAUAAAUCCCUUAAACCCUACUCUUUGUCUUCAUCCUCUCACUGCCUCUUUUCUCACUCACUGUUACUUCGCUAAAACCCUAAUUUCGCCAUUCCCUUCUCUAAGUUUUGUGUGUAGACAUUUAGAAAUGGCUUUCUGCAACAAACUUAGCGGUAUCUUGAGACAAGGGGUUUCUCAGAGCUCAAAUGGUCCAGUUACAUCUAUGCUUGGCUCUCUUCGUUACAUGUCCUCUAAGCUUUUUGUUGGUGGUCUCUCUUGGGGAACUGAUGACAGCUCCUUAAAGCAAGCUUUCACUAGCUUUGGUGAAGUCACAGAAGCAACGGUGAUUGCAGACAGAGAGACAGGGAGGUCGAGGGGAUUCGGAUUUGUUAGCUUCAGCUGUGAGGAUUCUGCUAACAAUGCCAUAAAAGAAAUGGAUGGAAAGGAGCUGAAUGGUAGGCAAAUCCGUGUGAAUCUUGCAACCGAAAGAUCGAGUGCCCCGAGAUCAUCAUUUGGUGGUGGUGGCGGUUACGGUGGUGGCGGUGGUGGUGGCUACUAAAGCAAACAAGCCAGAGGAUUUGAGAGAGAGAGGAGCCUCAGAACUUUCAGUAGUUAGUUAGUUUGUUUGUUUCCUCUUUGUUUAACUGCAAAUAACCUUAACUGGUUUUGUUAAACUUAUUUAGCCCUGUUUUUUGGUUGUGUCUGAAUACCGUAGUAUUGUUGCUCCAUCUUCUGCAAAUCUAUUAGCAUCGAGUUCGAUUCUAUGUUUACUCUUAUCGUUUAUCUACCCUACCAUUUGUGUUCUUCGGCUUUAUUUAAUUUCCUAAAACAUGAAUUUUGAAUCUUUCAUGUUUCCAUGUCGGUAAUAUAGACUAUAGAGACCAAAAUUUAU